CGGGGGCAGUUGCCAGGAAACGGCGUAAACAGCGGCGCUCCCAGCCGGCCCCUGCUCUGGCCGCGGGAGGUGGUGGCCGCCGGAGCCUGAGCGGGGGACUUUAUCUGCCAAGAUGGCUUCUAGAAGGCGAGCCUUGAGCUUCAGUGAAAGGCAUCAGAAAUUAGUAGAUGUAAAUUACGGCAAACAAUUGCAUGUCCAAUCACUAAGAAAGAUAGAGAAUACUAUCAAGGACCAGGUGGUGCAUCAUGAAAAUGAUGACCGCGUGGAGCGCAAGAGAUUCCUCAGAUUAUUACAGAACGAACAAUUUGAGUUGGAUAUGGAAGAAGCCAUUCAAAAGGCAGAAGAAAACAAAAGAUUGAGGGAACUCCAGCUUGAACAAGAAGAGAAGUUGGCUAUGGAAUUGGCAAAACUAAAACAUGAAAGUCUAAAGGAUGAAAAGAUGAGGCAACAAGUAAGAGAAAACAGUAUUGAGCUCAGAGAAUUGGAGAAGAAAUUAAAAGCAGCUUAUAUGAAUAAAGAAAGGGCAGCUCAGAUUGCAGAGAAGGAUGCCAUUAAAUACGAGCAAAUGAAGCGUGAUGCUGAAAUAGCCAAAACCAUGAUGGAGGAACACGAGAGAGUAAUAAAGGAAGAGAGUGCUGCGGAGGACAAACGAAAUAAAGUAAAAGCACAGUAUUAUCUGGACUUAGAGAAACAACUUGAAGAACAAGAGAAGAAAAAGCAGGAAGCGUAUGAGCAGUUAUUAAAAGAGAAACUCAUGAUUGAUGAAAUUGUUAGGAAAAUCUAUGAAGAAGAUCAAUUGGAAAGACAACAAAAGUUAGAAAAAAUGAAUGUAACUCGAAGGUAUAUAGAAGAAUUUCAGAAAGAGCAGGCUCUGUGGAGAAAGAAGAAGCGUGAGGAGAUGGAAGAAGAAAACAGAAAAAUCAUAGAAUUUGCCAAUAUGCAGCAACAAAGAGAAGAAGAUCGGAUGGCAAAAGUUCAAGAAAAUGAGGAAAAAAGGCUACAGCUUCAGAAUAUGCUGACUCAGAAAUUGGAAGAAAUGCUGCGGCAACGUGAAGAUUUGGAACAAGUGCGACAAGAAUUAUACCAGGAAGAACAAGCUGAAAUGCAUAAGAUGAAACUAAAAGAGGAAGCAGAAGAGAAAUUGAGAAAGCAAAAGGAGUUGAAGCAAAAUUUUAUAGAACAAAUGGCCCUGAAGGAGCUAGUACUCCAGGCUGCGAAAGAGGAAGAGGAGACCUUUCGAAAGGCUAUGCUCGCAAAGCUUGCUGAAGACGAUCGGAUAGAACUGAUGAAUGCUCAGAAACAAAGAAUGAAGCAACUAGAACACAGGAGGGCUGUGGAAAAACUCAUUGAAGAGCGUCGCAACCAGUUCCUUGCAGACAAACAACGUGAACUGGAAGAAUGGCAGUUGCAGCAAAGACGACAAGGAUGCAUUAAUGCAAUUAUUGAAGAAGAAAGACUAAAACUUCUUAAAGAACAUGCUACAAAAUUACUAGGAUAUCUCCCUAAAGGAGUAUUUAAAAAAGAGGGUGAUAUCGAUAUGCUUGGUGAAGAAUUUAGGAAAGCAUAUCAGAAAAGGAGUGAAAUUUGUGGAGAGAAAUGAUACCAUCAAGAUUUGGUAAAACCCGAAUUGUUUUUACCACUAGAUGUCACCGUAACUUUUGUUUUAUGGAUUCACUAUCACUGAAAUGUAAUCUAUUUUUGUAAACAGUUGUUUUCUAAUUAAAAAAUUACAGAAUAUAUUUUAGCUACAAAAUUGCUUUUAGUCAAACUCUUGUUCCUGAAAUGAUAAUUUGAAGAUCUGACUUCCAUAUCACUACCCAAGAGACUAAUUUCUUCAUGCUGCUGCUCAGAGCUUUUUCUGCAUCUCCAUUCAGACUGCAGUUCCACAGGGAAUUCUCUGGAGUUACCGGAUGAAAGCCAAUGAAAUUAAAGUUUAUAAAGAGUAAGAAUAAAUCAUUAAAGUUUUAAAUACAAUGUAUAUGGGUCACAUAGUCAGUUAUAAAGUAGAUCAUUUAUGAAUUUCCCCAUUCAAGUGCCUUCAUAAAUUCCUCUUCGGUAAAAGACAGCAUCUUGGCAGCUUCAAUAUGCAUCUGCAUUUAUAACAAAUCGAUAUUGUUUUAGUAUUAAAAGUAGACCACAGAACAAUAGAAAAUUGAUAAAGGUAUAUAAAUAUGCUAUCAAUUAUCAGCUCUGUUGGAAUGUGUACUUGAAUUCCAAUAAACGUGAGAUUUGAAAUAAUUA
Molecule: messenger RNA, 2241 nt
Organism: Canis lupus familiaris (dog)
Lineage: Eukaryota; Metazoa; Chordata; Mammalia; Carnivora; Canidae
Gene: MNS1
Product: meiosis specific nuclear structural 1
Exons: 11
Coding region: 113-1600 (495 amino acids)
Biological process (GO): cilium organization
Cellular component (GO): motile cilium
Source: RefSeq, a predicted model, not a curated record